Molecule: messenger RNA, 2358 nt
Organism: Pseudozyma hubeiensis SY62
Lineage: Eukaryota; Fungi; Basidiomycota; Ustilaginomycetes; Ustilaginales; Ustilaginaceae
Exons: 1
Coding region: 1-2358 (785 amino acids)
Biological process (GO): double-strand break repair; DNA double-strand break attachment to nuclear envelope
Cellular component (GO): Cul8-RING ubiquitin ligase complex; nucleus
Source: RefSeq, a predicted model, not a curated record
AUGAUCUUUUCGGGCCUCACCGUGACCGCCUCGAAAUCCGAGCUCGCCAAAGCCGACCGAGACCUGAUCAGCAGCAUCGUCUCCAACUACGGCGGCCUCUGGCGCGAAGACCACUUUUCCGACGUCAACGUCUUUCUCACCACUUCCAUCUCCAGUACGAAGCUCAACAAGAUCGUCAAUGCUCCAGGCAAGCACACCAUCUGCGCAGCGCCGCAGUGGAUCAGCGAUUCGUGGCGCUUACAGAAGCUGCUACCCUUGGACUCGUAUCAGUUCCUUCCCGGCCAGGACAAGCCGCCGCCUUGCUUUGCCGGUCGCACCGCCAGUGGAUCGCCACUGAGCUCACCCAGGAAGGAUCGUGUAGCCAUGAGCCUAGUCGGAGACAGCAACCGGCCCUCCAUCUUUGACGUACCAAGCAAGUCGAAUGGCGCGGAUCGGGAAAAGAACGUCUUUCGCGGCAAAAGCGUGCUGCUGGCUCGUGAUGUCUGUCGAGCAAGCGAGCAGCAGCUUCGAUCUUUGGAGCAUUUCAUCCGGCUCUCGGGCGGCACUUCCCGGCGGGCACCCAACGACUUGAACGGCAUCGCGCAAGCGGUCCGCAACUCGGAUUUCGUCGUGUGCCGAUAUCGAGAGGUGCAAGAAUUCCGCGAAGCCAUUCGACAGACCAAGCAGGUGGGUAACCUGACCUGGCUGAUCUGGGUCGUAUCCAACGACACGCUCAGCGACCCUAGGGAAGAACCUCUGCAUUUCCCCGUACCUCGGCAAGGUAUUGACGAGUUCAAGCAGGCCAGCAUCACCAUCUCGGGCUACCGCGGCACCACUCGCCAAUAUCUUACCAAGAUGAUCAAACUCAUGGGUGCCAACUUCUCAGGCGCAUUGAGUGCCCGCACGACCAUCUGCGUUGCAGCCAAUCUCGACAGCGAAAAGACGCAAAAGGCCAAGGAAUGGAAGGUGCCCAUCGUCAACCACAAGUAUAUCGUCGACUCGUUCCUCGCCUGGGCGCCCGUGGAACGGGCAAAGCUCAAGUACAUUGAUUUUCCGGAAGGCGUAGAUUACAACGUAGAUGUGGGAGAUACCAGGGUCACGGACGAGAGCUUGGGUCCGUGGAUUGAUGAUGCUUUGAACAAGGACGAGCCGGCCGACAUGCCAACGAGCGAUCCCGCUACGCCGAUGGCGGCCUAUGCAGCGUCUGAGCCGUCGACGGUCGCACAACCCACACGUCCCGUUGAACGAGAAGCACAGCCGACGAGCGAUCUGCCGGAGCCUGUCGCGGUGCAGGCAGACACGACCGGUACAGAGCUGAUGACGUCGCCACCAGCAACACCAUCGCUGCUGCGAGACGGCGAUCGCUCGCGCUUCGACGGCUCCACUACGCUGGACACUUCCUCCGAGAUGCCUAGCUCGCCCUGUCCUUCUCAGUAUGCGAAUGAAAAUGUCGCUACAAGUCCACGCAAGAAUCCGCUCUCGCAGCGAGGCACCAAACGAAGUCGGAUCAUGAUUCUGCAACACAGCCUCCAUCAGCCUACAAGCGAGCAUCUCGAAGCGAGGGCGGUAGAGGACGAACUGGCGCACGCGAAAAAGUCGAGGAGGUCUACGUCUCCGCCGCCGACCCAGCGACGUGACUCGACCACAUCGCCUAGCGAUGACGAGGACACGCGCAGCGAUGCGCCCCUGCGUGUUGCCACGACCAACUACAAGCUCAAGAAGGGCGACGAAGCCAAACUCAAAGCGCUCGGUAUCGAGCUGGUGGACGACAUCGAGCAGGCUCACGUCCUGGUGUCACCGAAACUGUCGCGUUCACCAAAGAUGCUCUACGCGAUUGCUUCCGGUAGCGUUGCGAUUGUCUCGCCGGAAUGGCUGCAAGCAUGUCUCAAAACGAAGGAGUGUCUUGCAGUCGAGCAGUGUCACGAGCUGAUCGAUCAGGAAGGUGAGAAGACGUACGGCAUCGUACUCGCCGAAGUACUGCAGCGUCGUCGCGACGAGUAUCCUCGUGGGAUCUACCACGGGCACAAGUUCUGGUUGGGUCGUGGGGUGGAUGAAAACGGGUCUUUCUCGACGCUGAUCCAUGCCGCAGGGGGAGAGGUGUUGAGCGUACCGUUUGAGGAGGACAAGUUGUUGGGCGAGCCGGAAAGGUAUCAUUUGAUCGUGGAUGAGGAGCAUACCAUCGAGUGGCGUCAUCUGGUUGGUUUGCCGACCAGCGAGGGCGAGCCAAUUAGGUUGUAUAGGAAGCAGUUGAUCACGGAUGGCAUUUUCGAGCAGCAGACGAGGUGGGAGGCGCAUCAGGUGGAUGUGGAUGUUGUCAGCAAGGUUACACCGAUCAAGCGGAGGGGUGGGGUGGCAGUGAAGCGGGCGGGAGGUCGAUGA